Messenger RNA from Blastomyces dermatitidis ER-3, 2992 nucleotides. RefSeq lists its product as uncharacterized. The transcript has 7 exons. The record is from RefSeq and is a predicted model, not a curated record. Lineage: Eukaryota; Fungi; Ascomycota; Eurotiomycetes; Onygenales; Ajellomycetaceae. Bases 503 to 2620 code for a protein of 705 amino acids.
CGAGAUCAAUCGUCAGCAACGCGCCGCCAGUAAUCGAAUAAUACACUUCUAAACUCUAAUACAGGUGUUGCCUGUUUACCAUGUAGCCAUCUGAUUUUAUUAUCAGGUCCCGAAAUCUCUAAGAAAAGCCGAAAAUAAAAGGUGUCGUACAGGUCUAUACAGCUCUCCGAUCAAUAUAAAAAUAACUCUCCCCUCCAUCAUCGUCGUCAUGACGCACCGUGCUUGUUUCAGCCAUUUCCAACCGCAGAUACACAGGCGGAUGUGAAAGGCCUCGAUCUAGCCAACCAAGAGCGUUAUUUAACUCAACAACGCAAUCCGAACAUUAUUGAUCUGCAUCGAAUGUCUCGUACUCGGAUCUCUGCUUCAAUCCAUUGUUGGGAUGAAUAUUCCAAUUAACACCACGUGAUCUCGCGACCUGGACGUACUUCGUCUGGCGCGUCUGACCGAUGACAGACCGCCACAACAGCAUCAUGAUCUCCACCGGCCAGCUUGUCGCCAAACGAUGUCAACCAGCCACAGCACCCCCAGAAGGCAUCCGGGUAGUUCCGUUUCCAGACAGAGUCCUUGUCCCCAAAUAGGGACUCCAAGUGGCGGAUUAGAAGACGAUAACGCAUCUGCGGCUUCAACCUCUCCGCUAUCAUCCCCGCCCGCAUCUGCGUUGUCAACUCCCGCCUUUCGCUCUCCCAUUCCCUUCAGACGAGGGGGAUCGCAGAUAAAGGAUGCGUCAGACUUCUCCUCAAUCUCUCAACAAGCCGGCGAUGAUACAUUUUCCGACAGGACCCUGCCACAUAACCAAACAUCCGAACCUCGGGAUGGCCAACAUCGGUUAACGCACUCAUUCAACGCCAGCUUCGGUUCCUCAUCCCAGCGCAUUGUAAGAGAUGGCGAGGUGAUUGUCACGAAUUCCGACGGGGAUACAGAAUCACUCUCAGAUCUAGAAACGGCGGAUGAUCUAUUGGCCCAAUUUCUAAAGAGACCGAUCUUAGCGUCCUCCCCCGACAUUUCGUCCCAUUCUCACAAGCCUGGGAGGGACACUUCUGGCGUCAGGGUGGCAAGCAGACGUCAGCAAUACCCCUCAGGCCGUAGCUCUGCGAAGCUCAAUGGCCGUGAUGAUUUGCCGAAGUAUCAAUUUUCCUUGGACACGCUUGUCGCAGACGCUGCCAAUGAUAAGGCAACCGAAGCCAAGGUUGCGAAAAUAAAGCAGAGCCUACGCCCUAAAGUCAAACCUGAAAAGCCCCGGGGAGUCCUACGUCAUGACCUACUAGCCGCGGCCGUCGAGGACGAGACGGAUACAAAAGGGAUCCAGCGACUCAAAGAUGCAGUUGAGCGGACGGAAACAUUUGCGACGGGAAGAAGCUGGUUGUUCUUCGAUGAAACACUGCCAGAGGUACCACGACUGAAGUUUCCUUCGGGGUGGAUACAUCCUGGGUUGUGGGAAGUUAGUCUAAAAGAUACUAGCAGGCGUGGCCCAGCAUUCUACUCUGGAAUUGUAGCGAAUAGGUUUUCCAGCAAGCCCCUGCCCAAUGAGAUCUUGUUAUGGUUGAUGCAAACCAUUCCCCUGGAGAAGGACGGUUACAUGCGAUCAGCAAAUGUCACAGUAUUGCAGGAAUUAUCCUCGGCGCGCAUAUCAUCCCUAAUAACCCCAAGCGAUAUUGAUCAGCUUUUCCAGAGGCUCGGAGCAAGACCAGCUGCGUUAGCUGUUUCUACUAGUCUACAACCCGAUUACCAUAUCUCCGAUGAAUAUUGGAAUCGGGAUAAUCGAAACCUCUUAUCGGUAUUAGAGCUCAUACGCGUACUAUCAGAAAAGUUCAACGACGACACUCUUCAACAUACCCUUAAAAUAAUCCUCCGACUUGCCAUAGACGAGGCAGCCAUGACCGAUUGCCUCGUCUGCGUUGAAGUACAGAAUUUCAUAGUAGCCCUCUUGGAAAAUCCGAUUGCAAUACCAGAUCCAGCACUCCAUAAUCUCUCCCUGCAUCUCUUCAACACUAUAAAUGACAUCGAACUCCAAAACCAACUCCUGAAGCACAUCCUCCCCACAAGCCCUCGUCUCGCCCUCUUCCGCUGUCGCCUCGCCUGGGCGUGGUUCUAUCGCGACCCUUCCUUCCUCAACAGGCCGAAAACCCAGCUCUUCGAUCUCCCCGGUCUCACCAAACAUCUCAAAAAUGACCCACGCUUCGACACAAACAUACGCUCCAGCGGGUCCAACGACAGGUUCAACUUUUGGGAGCUACACGCACUGGUUUCCAUCCUAGAUAUCGCCAUCGAUUCCGGCACGGCCAGACCAUCAUUUGUGAAUAAAGACGGCCAAGUAGACAGGCGGAGCGAGCAUCAAUUCAACGCCGCCGUAGACGACCUGGCGGAUUGUAUCAAGGCAAUGUUUUCGGCAAUUAGGGAUUCGGGGGCGUCGCACCUCCGGAGAUCGGAGACGAGGGAGCGGUUGCAGGCGUUGUACUAUCGACUUGAGUAUGGGGUGCGGACGAGGCUGAGGCCGGCGAAGCAGUGGUAUGUGAGGACAGAAGGGCAGAAGAAGGAAGCAGAGAAACAUCCGGUGAAAGUGAAUGAGUUGUUCGCCGCACAGUGGGGUGCUGGGAAAGGCCGCGCGAACGGUUUACAGUAAAGAUAAAAUCAAAAACGUACGAAGGUAUCGUUGGUUGAUUUAUUUAAUGAUUGUGAUACUUCCAGUGAGGUAACUAUAUAUUAAUUUUACUUGGUAAUGCAAUAAGAUCUAGUAUUAGGUAUGGAAUGGAAAUGGAUGAAGCCGUGGGAUGGACCCGUUCAGAGGACGGGUAUCUAUACUUCUACUAUUACUAAAAAAAUUGUCUUCCCCCUGCAAGAAAUCAUCAUGAAAGACCUGAUGAAUGGUUGUAGAACAACAAGAUCAAACAUCCAAGUACAGAUAUGCACACGUAAAACAAACCAUGACAGCGCGUCCCGGCUUCGCGGAGGGCGGAAAAAGCGCCUCCUCGACCUGAUCUAAAUAACCCACUAC